GGCGAAGGCGCCGGCAAUCGAUUCCCAUCCGCAGUCCGGCUUGGCGUUUGAACAUGGCUGACAAGACUAAAGUUGCUGAGCAGUACUACGCUCCGCCACCGGACCUAGGAAAAUGGGAAGCGUUCAGGAUAUUUCUUUACAACUCCGAGACUGGACAGUUCCUUGGCCGCACGGGAUCGAGUUGGGCUAAAAUCUUGUUGUUCUACCUAAUCUUCUAUGCGGCGCUGGUGGGUUUCUUCGCGGCCAUGCUGGCCAUCUUCUACCAGACACUCGACGCGAAGAUGCCCAAGUGGCAACUUGAUGGGUCCAUCAUAGGAAGUAAUCCAGGUCUGGGCUUCAGACCCAUGCCGGACUCCGCCAAUGUGGAGAGUACCCUCAUCUACUACAAGGCUAACGACAAGGGCUCCGUGCUCAAAUGGGCCAAGGUCAUCGACGAGUUCCUUGAACAAUAUCGCAAGAAGGGAAGUGGCAGCGGUGAGGCCAGCGGCGCUGAGAACAGGGUUCCAUGCUCCCCGACAUCAGGCGCCCUCGGUGAGAAGCAGGUGUGCGAUGUGCCAAUUGACGAGUUCCAUCCAUGCACUGCCGCCAACCAGUACAACUACGAGGCGGCCGGACCUUGCGUCUUCUUGAAGCUGAACAAGAUCUUCAACUGGCAGCCGAAACCUUACAACAACACUGAAGACCUGCCCGGCAACAUGCCAGAGGAUCUGAAGUCACACAUCAAGAUGGUUUCGGGCAAACCAGAAGCAAAUACAGUGUGGGUGUCGUGUGAGGGUGAGAAUCCCGCAGAUGUCGAGAAUAUCGGGCCAGUGCAGUACAUCCCGCGGCGGGGCUUCCCUUCAUACUAUUACCCAUUCACCAACAAGGAGGGAUACCUGAGUCCCCUAGUUGCUGUACUCUUCGAGAAGCCCAGAACGGGCGUACUGAUCAACAUCGAGUGCAAGGCGUGGGCGAAGAACAUCUUCUACGACCGCUACGAGCGGCGCGGCUCGGUCCACUUCGAGCUGAUGGUGGACCGCUCUUAAAUCCCCAUCGUCAGGCCAUUGUAGCCAACUGACUACCGUGGUCGACAUAUCCCGUGAAGCUCAGGUGUAAUUGAACACGGAAUCUUUGGCCAAAACGAUGUAGGUGUCUGCGUGAAUGGUCCAAUAUGGUAGCUCGUUAGUUCUUACAUUUUGACGACAAAAAACUGUCUUUACUUAGAUGGAGAGUUAGCGUAACUGUUAAAGUCUUAGAUCUUAAGUAUAUUGAUCUCGUUAUCCAGUGCUCAGUGCCAAACAUUCGGUGUUUUAUUACAUGUUCAGUGAGUCAGUUGGCCACGGAGGUCGUUGGUCGGGCCGAGGCAGCUUGGCACAUGGCAAGCAUUUCAGCAGUUGCGUGCCGCUGGUGCCGGGCGAUUAGCAAUAGCCACAUAGUCGGCGGUUAAUUUAUAUUCGUUUUAGAAUAAGCCAAAUGGCGUCACUAAGUUAAGUUUCGUUUCACGCUUCAAAUAAUGUUUUAAAUUAUUGAUAAUAUUUAUUAUGUAAUGUUUUCUGGACGAGAUGUCAAUAAACACGCAAUAGUUGGUUCCAAA
Molecule: messenger RNA, 1573 nt
Organism: Galleria mellonella (greater wax moth)
Lineage: Eukaryota; Metazoa; Arthropoda; Insecta; Lepidoptera; Pyralidae
Gene: nrv3
Product: sodium/potassium-transporting ATPase subunit beta-2-like
Exons: 7
Coding region: 54-1025 (323 amino acids)
Biological process (GO): sodium ion export across plasma membrane; intracellular potassium ion homeostasis; potassium ion import across plasma membrane
Cellular component (GO): sodium:potassium-exchanging ATPase complex
Molecular function (GO): ATPase activator activity
Source: RefSeq, a predicted model, not a curated record